GUAAGUUUGUAACAUUACUUCCAACUUAGUACAACUCAGCCAACUAUAAAUGGCAUAUCAUUCCCCCUUUCGCAUGUUAAACUGCACUACUACUCAUGCUAGCCCCACGACAAACUUAGAAAUGACGACCCCGUGACCCCACAUCCAUCCACUCAAUCGCUCCACCGCCACCGUCCGGGGAUGCGGGAAAUCCUCGUUCUGCAUCUUCACCGUCUUCCACGAGGCUGUCGGCCGUCCCUACAACCCCUACAGCCCAUACAGCCUCUAAACAAGCCCACAUACAACCUUCCCUUCCCGUCCACCCACCCAGUCCCGGGUUGACCGCCCUGGGUCCGGGUCCAACUAAGUGAAAAGGCGGAAACGCUCAGCCUUGUUAUUGGUGUGGUGUGUGGCCCUCCUUCUCCUGUGCCGCGGCAACAACAGGAGGCGUCGACAAAUUCACCCCCAAAGCCGAUCCUAUUUCUUUCUUACUCACAUCACACUCUCUUCCUUUUGCAACGAACAACAACUACAACCUCGAGUCCAAAGAGGUCGCCAAUCUCAGCUCACACUCGUUUACUCGCUUCAAUCAAACGGACCGCGCAAAUCUUGCUCGCCACUGUGGAAAUCUCGAGAGCCAUCUUCUCACACCGUCGCCCUCACCUCGUCGCGCCACGAAACGCACUCGAACCCAACACAACCUCCCCGCACCAUCGUGCCCUCGCCCGUCGUGUUUCGUCGUGAGUCGAUUCCCGGACUCGCCGUCCCACCCGAACGCCCCCCAAGCGAAAGACGAGUGCAGCUAUAAAAAUGGCCACCGCCGAGGUCCUUACCACCACCCACGCGAUGCACACUUCCGCCGUUGACCCCCCCACUCUCGCCUUAUACCCAGGCGGCGCCAUCGAUGCCACCAUGCGCGCCCACUACGACGCCACGAUCGACCUGCCGCAUGCGCCAGUUCACAUCCCCAGCUUAGCCGCUGCUCUCACCCCCGUCGAGACACCCACCGCCGCACCCACAACCUCCCUCACCUCCCUCCCCACCGAACUCCACCUGCUCAUCUUCUCCUCCCUCGACCCCAUCGACAGCACCUGUCUCGGCCUCACCUCGCGCCACUUCUACACCGCCUACCGCACCACCCACCGCGUGCGCGUCCCCCUGAACCAGCGCCGUCGCGGCCCCAACACGCUCGAGAGGGCGUGGGAGGUUCUCGGCCCCGUCACGGCGUGCAGGUACUGCGGCAUCUAUCGCUGUGAGCUACACAUGCAUAUUCGCGAGUUCAUGCCGGGGAGGUACGAGUAUUGCGCUGUUAGGGGCGUGUUUGGGUUGAAGGCGAAGGAGGGCGUGGAGGAUUGGUGUUUUAGGAGUAACCCGCCGAAACCGAUGAUGUGUGGGAGGCAUUGGUUGCCGAAUAUUGAGGAGCCGGCGGUGGAGGCUAGUAAGCUUUGA
Molecule: messenger RNA, 1428 nt
Organism: Pseudogymnoascus verrucosus
Lineage: Eukaryota; Fungi; Ascomycota; Leotiomycetes; Thelebolales; Thelebolaceae
Exons: 3
Coding region: 790-1428 (212 amino acids)
Molecular function (GO): protein binding
Source: RefSeq, a predicted model, not a curated record